Tyto alba (common barn owl) is the source of this 3032-nucleotide messenger RNA. It is a transcript of the gene BRD9, whose product is annotated as bromodomain containing 9. The coding region runs from base 53 to 2134 and encodes 693 amino acids. Gene Ontology annotation, cellular component: nucleus. NCBI's taxonomy places the organism in Eukaryota, Metazoa, Chordata, Aves, Strigiformes, Tytonidae. Gene Ontology annotation, biological process: regulation of transcription by RNA polymerase II. The transcript has 18 exons. The record is from RefSeq and is a predicted model, not a curated record.
UUCCCCCCUCCGCUGCGCGCUUCCGGAGGCGGCUGGCGGGGCCGGCUCCGCCAUGGGGAAGAAACACAAGAAACACAAGGCAGAGAAGGCGGAAUGGCGCUCGGCUUCCGCCACCGCGUACAGCGAUUAUGUGGAUAAACCUUUGGAAAAACCUUUAAAGCUGGUGCUUAAAGUUGGAGGAAGUGAAGUGACUGAACUUUCUGGGUCAGGGCAUGAUUCUAGUUACUAUGAUGACAGAUCAGAUCAUGAGCGAGAACGACAUAAAGAAAAGAAGAAAAAAAAGAAAAAAAAGUCAGAGAAGGAUAAAGAAAAGCACCUAGAUGAUGAAGAAAGAAGAAAGAGAAAGGAAGAGAAAAAGAGGAAAAGAGAGAAAGAACAGUGUGACACUGAAGGAGAAACUGAUGACUUUGAUCCUGGGAAAAAAGUGGAGGUUGAGCCUCCUCCAGAUCGUCCUAUCAGAGCAUGCAGAACUCAGCCGGCUGAAAAUGAGAGCACGCCGAUCCAGCAAUUACUAGAACACUUCCUUCGCCAGCUUCAAAGGAAGGAUCCUCAUGGGUUUUUUGCUUUUCCAGUCACGGAUGCAAUUGCUCCUGGAUAUUCCAUGAUAAUAAAACACCCCAUGGAUUUUGGUACGAUGAAGGAAAAAAUUGCAGCAAACGAAUACAAAUCAGUCACUGAAUUCAAGGCAGAUUUUAAACUGAUGUGUGAUAAUGCAAUGACUUACAACAGACCAGACACUGUUUACUACAAGCUAGCCAAGAAGAUACUGCACACAGGCUUUAAGAUGAUGAGCAAAGAACGGCUGUUAGCUUUGAAGCGCAGCAUGUCGUUUAUGCAGGACAUGGAUUUUUCUCAGCAGGCAGCUCUUUUGGGUGAUGAAGACACAGCAGUUGAGGAACCUGUCCCUGAAGUUGUUCCUGUACAAGCAGAGACUACCAAGAAAUCCAAAAAGCAAAAUAAAGAAGUUAUUAGCAAAACUUUCUUGUGUAUCGGAUCUGAAUCUCUAUACAGAGAGAAAUUCUUAGCUAAGCAAAUGGAAGAAGAUACCCCAGGAGAGAGAAAUGGAUUUGGUGUGAGGAGAUGCUCUACCCAGUACCUAAGUUGCAUAUUUGAACCUGAGGGAAAUGCGUGCAGCCUGACAGAUAGCACUGCUGAAGAACAUGUCCUGGCACUAGUGGAACAUGCAGCAGAUGAAGCUCGGGACAGGAUCAAUCGAUAUCUACCCAACAGCAAGAUUGGUUAUCUGAAAAAAAAUGGAGAUGGAACUUUGUUAUUUAGUGUAGUAAAUUCUUCUGAUCCAGAAGCAGAAGAGGAAGAGACUCACCCAGUGGAUCUGAGUUCACUGUCAAGCAAAUUGUUACCUGGCUUCACUACACUGGGUUUUAAAGAUGAACGAAGAAAUAAAGUUACCUUUCUUACAAGUGCUAGUACAGCACCUUCCAUGCAAAACAACUCUAUAUUUCAUGAUUUGAAAUCAGAUGAAAUGGAACUCUUGUACUCGGCGUAUGGUGAUGAAACUGGGAUACAGUGUGCCUUAAGCUUACAAGAAUUUGUGAAGGACGCUGGAAAUUACAGCAAGAAAAUAGUAGAUGAUCUUCUGGACCAGAUCACUAGUGGAGAUCAUUCCAAAACUAUUUAUCAGCUAAAGCAGAGGCGAAACAUCCCGGUAAAACCACCGGAUGAAGUUAAAGUUUUGCCAGUUCUCAUAAAAGAAGAACACAAGUUGCGUAAUACCUGUCCGGAUUCUUCCAAACAGAUUAUGGUUGGAGAAUCUGCUGGAGACAGUAACACUUCUGAAUUGGACUUCCUCUCUAUGAAAACAUAUUCAGAUGUAUCCCUUGAUAUUUCUAUGUUAAGUUCGUUGGGGAAAGUGAAGAAGGAGCUCGACCAUGAUGAUAACCAUUUACAUCUGGAUGAAACAACUAAGCUGCUGCAGGACCUUCAUGAAGCUCAGGCCGACAGAGUGGGAUCCCGGCCAUCAUCCAAUUUGAGUUCCCUCUCCAAUACCUCUGAGAGAGACCAGCAUCAUCUUGGUAGCCCUUCUCAUCUCAGUGUUGGAGAACAGCAAGACAUGGUUCACGAUCCCUAUGAAUUUCUUCAGUCUCCAGAAACCUCAAAUGCCACUACUAACUAAUCUGACAUGUUCUAUGUAUAUUUUGUAUUUUAAUUGUAUCAUGAUUUUUAUAAAGUUUUUGUCCAUGGCAGAAACAUCAAUUUUGUCCUCUUUUCUAUGAGGAUUCCUGUAUAAUAUUAUCAUAUAUGCUGGAUUAAACAAGAGAAAAACACCUACUUAGUACAUCAUGUUGUUAGCAAUGUACCAAAACCUGCUUUUAAUGUUUUGGGGGGUUUUUUUUGUUUGGUUGUUUUUUUGUUUUGUUUUUUGUUUGUUUGUUUGUUUGGGGUUUUUUUAUUUUUUGUUGAGGGAGUUCAUUGUCUACUCGUGUGCGAAUCUUGACUGAAAACCAACAAAUAAUGUGUUAGGAAAAUUUGUAUUUUAUAGAAACUAAGAAGUGAAUUAAAUGUUCCUAGUAGAAUUAUUUACCAGUUCUGUUAGGUCUUAACUUUAACAUCUCCAAGGAUGAGUAUUUUAUUUCAGCAGUGACAGAACUGCACGAAUUGUGAUCAUUAUUACGUUUCCCACCUCCUAACCCUAAUCAUCUGUAGAAGCUGUUUCUGCUUCCCCAUAUUCUUAAAUCUUUUUUUAAUCGCUCUAGAGAAUAUUUAAUUUGAGAAUUACUAGCAUUAAAAUGCUCACUGUGAGAAUUCUACCAUGGACCUAAAAAAGAUGGAUGGUUUUGUGAUCCCUUGUGUCUUGAAACAAAGAAAAUAUAAUACUUAUUUUUUAAUUUGAUGUGUAUGUUUACUUGGAUGGAAAAAAUACUGGAUAAGUGUGCUUUUGAGCAAUUUUAAAAUAAAACUUUUAUAAUUCAGUGCUGAUGUAACUGGGGGAUUUUGUACCAUUCAUAUAUGCAAGCUGGACAAAUGUUAUGAAUUUAGAGUAUUUUGUAAAUAUUAAUAAAAAUACAAAACCA